AAGGAUAUUUUUGUUUUUCAAUUUAAAUUUUCUGGGAAUUUUUUCUUUUUGGUUUGAAAAAUUAAAAAUAUUGAAAUUUUUGGUUCCAUAUUUCGAAAUAUUCGACCAGAAAUAUCAAGAUAUUGAUAAAUGGAUCAUACGAAAUUACAACCAAGCCAAACUACUCCUGUUCAAGGAACAGUUUCGGCAACACCAACAUCUAUUCAAGCAGCUAGGCCACGUUUUAAUUUGAAUAAUUUUAUACUUGUUCCGGCUGGUAGUACAAAUAUAUUGACUAAUAAUGGACAAAUGUCCAAUCUUAUUGCUACCAAUCAUAAUACAAUUGUCAAUAAAGGAAAGAUUAUGAUUCUGACAACAACACCAACAUUGACAGGCACAGGAAAUGCUACUGGAACGGCUACUGGUGCUCAAAUAUUAACAGCUUCACACACUGGACAAUCGGUUCAAUUACGUCCAAGUAUGGUAUUGGCUACGAGUUCAGCGACAACUACUCCAGGAACAUUGGUCACUCCAAAUAUUUCCACGUUUGGCAAUUCAACAACAGCAACCAGUAUAAUUGCUAAUAUCAAAAUGAAUCCUGUAUCGAAUCAGCCGAUAAGUAAUCAAAUUCAUCAGAUUGCAACAGUACCGACAGUUACUGCUUCAGUAUCAAAUGCUUUAACAAUACCGGCAAAUGUAAUGGCUACUAACAACAACAAUAUCAAACAACAGCCACAAGCUGUACAAAUGUUAACACCGAUUGUUACACCGGCCAAUUUAUCUGGCAAUAAUUCUGGCAAUAAUAAUCGUGCACAUCCGCAUCAUCAACAUUUAAAUUUUGUUUCACAAAAUUUAACACAUCGAAAUCAAUCACCAUCAUCUUCAAUAACAAUUAAUCAUGCAAAUAAUAAUAAUAAUAAUUCAACAAAUAAAUCAACAAUACAUUUAUCGACAGGAAAAACGAAAACCAAUACAAUUCAACAGGCAUCAAAUAAUACUUCAAUAUCAACAACGCCAGUCAUUUUAAAUACUAAUAAUUUAUUUGUAACUACACCUUGUAUUGAUGGCCAACAAAAUCAACAAUCUAAAUCCAAACCAAUGAUUAAUUUGAAUUUAAUACCAAGUAAUCAUAAUUUUAACAUUAAUCAAUUGAAAAAUGUUGUUACUGACCCUCAAAAAAUGAAUGUUGAUUACAUUGUUGAUAAUGAAAAUGCUGAUGAUGAUGAUGAUGCCGAAAUAAAAUCAAUUGAAGAAAAACAAAAUGGAAAAAGAAAAAAGAAAAAUCGUCAUGAAAAAUUAUUUACUGAUGAAACAUUGGAUAGAUCAUCACCGGAACUUUGGCCUGAAUCAGUUCCAGGUGUUGUUAAAUUUUUGGCCAAUACAUCACCAUAUACAAGUGAUGAUGAUGAUUAUGACCUAUCGGAUGAUUCACCUCAAAAAAAUGGUGGAAAAUUGGAUAUCAGUAACAAUAGCGGAACUCGUAAUCCAACAUUAAUAAAUCUAUCGUCUAUAGUGAAAAGUGAAAUUUUCGAUGACGAUGAUGAAUAUGAUGAUGAUGAAGAAGAUGAUGAUGAUUCGUCAUUACAGAAUUUUGGCGAUAAUAAUCUACGUUAUAAUAAAACAAAUUUUAAUUUUACAAAUAGUGAUAAUCAAUUUGAUGGACGAAAUAAAAUAAUCAAAUCAUUUGCCCUAACACCAUAUGGUUUGGAAUUGGCAAAUGAAAAUGAAGAUAUUGAUGAUGAUAGUGAUUCUCGUGCUACUAGUCCAACUGAAAGUAUUUUAACCAAUUCGACUAAUAAUAAUAAAACGAAUAUAAAAUCAUCAAAUAAUUUAAACAACAACACCAACAACAAUGAUAAUAAACCUGAAUGGCAAAAAGGUUUUAAUGAUGAAGAAAUAUCAAUGCUUUAUGGUUAUGGUUCAUUAACAUCAUCAGCAUUAUUGGAUAAAGUAAGAGAAAUACAAAAUCUAUCCUAUCAAUUAGGAUUAGAAGAAGAAAGUGAAAUAGCUCGUGCACGUUAUCUAAAUAUUUUAAAUGAAAAUGAUUCAAAUAAUGAUAAUAUGCCAAAUUUAUCGAUCGAUUCGGAAAUUGAUAAUAUUUUUAUGUCAACAAAAACAAAAACAACAACAACAACAAAUUCAAAUCAAAUAAGUUCAACAGCUUCUUAAAAUUUUGCGGCCGGAAUUAAUUUUCUUGAACAUUUUGUUUGUUU
Molecule: messenger RNA, 2192 nt
Organism: Dermatophagoides pteronyssinus (European house dust mite)
Lineage: Eukaryota; Metazoa; Arthropoda; Arachnida; Sarcoptiformes; Pyroglyphidae
Biological process (GO): regulation of DNA-templated transcription
Cellular component (GO): DRM complex
Source: RefSeq, a predicted model, not a curated record